GCAGGACGACUCGGCAGCCGCCGUGCCUGGCUUCGCCUCGUCCUCCUCGCACUCUCCGGCUGCCGCCGCCGCGGAGCGAAGAAGAAGAAAAAGAAGAAGAAGGGGAGCCGGCCCAGCCCCGCCGUCCGGCCCUUCCGCUCGGCUGGGGCUGCCUUCCCCCCCCACCGCCUCAAGACGCCGCUGGUCCCUCGGAGGGGGCCCGCCCCGGGAGCAGGCGGUGCCCCUGACUGAAGCGGACGCGCGGAGCGGCUGUCAUGAUCUCUGCGGCACCUCUCUACAGCGGGGUGCAUAACUGGACGGGCGCAGAGCGGCUUCAUACGAGCAGCCUCGACGAAGAAAGGAGAGCCCCACUUUCUGAUGAAGAAUCUGACACCAGCAGUUCCCAGCACCUGGGCUCGACUGAGUUCUGCAACAGCUUUUCCAAGGUGGAGAUCACAGCGGUUUCGGGAAGCGGUGGGGGCGCCGAAGGGUUUGAACCGGAGGGCACCGUGGAGACAGAAGCCGGCCCUCGACUCCGGGAGCAGGCCCACGAGCCAGACAGUGCCCAGAAGGCCUUGAAGGACAGCGAUGCCAAGCCUGGCAAGCUUCAAGAGCCAGAAUUGCCCCAGCUGGACAACAAUAGCAGCCGCAGCCUGUGCUGCCUCUUUCCUUCUGCUGCAGACACGGCGGAGGUGACCCCGCUUUGCCCCAAGGCUCUGGAGAGCGAGCAGAUGGGCAAAGAAAAGGGACUCCCCACGCCCGCCGCCUCUGUCAACCCCAUCUCCGCUGCCAGCAGCAGCAGCUGCAAUACGGUGGCGCCGGCUCCUGCCACCUACACCCUGAAGAGCGUCUGUUUCUCUGCUUCUCAGGCCCCCCCUAUGCAAAAAAUGUCCCUUUCCCUGCCUCCCGGAGCCACCGUCCUGGCCCCCAGCCAGCCACUGGUUUACCUCCCUCCUCUUUCCAACCCGCUGGGGGUCUCACCUGCCCUGGCCGUCCCGGUGUCAUCCUUCCAACAAGACCCUUGCCUGCCCGGUCUCCACCCCUAUCCCUACGCUUUCUCUGUGGGCCGGCCCUUGGCUCCCGAGCCCAAAGCAGCCUGUGUCGAGGCGGCUCCGUUAAGCUGCCCUCCUCCGCCUCCCAGAGAAAAUGGCAGCGCCCCUGCGACGCCGGGCUCCGGCCCUCCUGCCAACGGCCCAGAACUGGCCUCCGGCACCCCUGCCUUGGCAGCCUCCUGCGCCGGGGCCGUCCCGCUCUCAGGUCCCGCCACCGUGCUGCCCCGUGUCCCCGAGCGGCUGGCUGCGGGGGUCCUGGCGUCCCUCUCCCCGCUGAAGUCCCCUCCGCAGCUGGAGCGCGAGAUGGUCUCCCCGCCGGAAUGCAGCGAGAUGCAGCCUCUGGAUCUGUCCUCCAAGUCCAACCGGCAGAAGCUGCCUCCGCCGAGCCAGCGCAAGACGCCCCCCAUGCCCGUGUUGACCCCGGUGCACCCCAGCGGCAAAGCUCUGCUGACGCCGGUCUCCUCCAAGGCCCAGCGAGUGGCCCAGGCCGCCGCCUCGCCCUUCGUCAUCUUCCCGGAGCUCCUGCGCAACGGCGAGCAAAGCGCCUGGGUGAAAAACCCCACGGCUUUCAUCGGCACCAUUCCAGGCACCUACAUGGGGGUGGCCAACCCCGUGCCGGCCUCGGUCUUGUUGAGCAAGGAUUCCGGGACCGACUUAAGCAGCAGGGACUCCCGCCACCUUCCAAAGCAGGAGCCCAUCUGCAUUAUCGACCAAGGGGAACCCCGGAGUGCCGGGCUGCCGUCCGGGAAAAAACCCGUGGCUGAGGGACAAGUGGACUCCACUAGGCGCACCCCGGCUCCUCCGUUACGCCCUUCCAAGGACCUGUCCCUCUGGAAUCCCAGCCAAGCCAACCUUUACUCUCGGUGUUUGCUCAACGGGAAGCCGGCCAGCCCCCAACUCCUGCCCAUCGGGUGGUCCCAUUACCAUCCGGGCACCUUGCUUUCCAUCGGCAUCUCGGCGACGGCACAGCUGUCCCCCAAUCCGGUCGGGCCCUCUAAGACACCCGGCCCCAGCGAACCAGCUGUGUUCCCUGCUGGGCAGCUGGCGGAAGCUACCCCAGCGGUCCAGAAGCCCCCCGAAGCCCCCUCCCAGGGCAAAGGCUGUAAGGCUGCCCUGCCCAGCACUGAGAGCCCUUUGUGCGUCUCGCCGGCUCUCCAGGCCAGCCCGCCCGAGGCGAAGGGCUCAAGGGGUCUCGAGCGACAAGAGAUGGACUCGGCCGCUGAGAACGCUCUUCUGCCUCCGCCCGAAACUGCCCCGGAGGGCUGCGCCCACAAGCACUUGGGGGACCCCAAAGCUAAGAGCCCCUUCGUGACUGCCCACCUGCCCCACGGCCUGCCCGUAGCCGCCCAGGCAAGCCUCCGGGUCACCGCCGAGUCGGCUUCCCCGGCCGAGAAACAGGGCCGGGAGUGGCGAGGGGACACUUCCCGCAACCCGCCGAAGGCUGAGGUGCCCCCCUGCCCCGUGCACCAGGUGGACCUCAGCCGGAUCAAGAAGGAGCGGUUGGAGCCCGAGCCCCCCUUUGCCUCGGCCACCUGCCUGAAUGCGGGGGCCACCGUGCGGGACCCUCCGAAAGCCAAGCUGAAGGGGGUGGCCCACAUCAAAGUCGAGGGGGGCUUCCCAUGCAAAUCCAAGCGGCACCACGAGGGGCCCGAUCGGCCGGCCCAGAAGAAGCCGAAGUCACGCGGGGGAGAAGAACUGGCGGCCGCCUGCAAGACAAGCAGCCAGAAUCAGCACAGCCGGAAGUGGCGGAAGCACCACAGCAACCUCCAUGAGAUCACGGGUGACGGCCGGCUGGGCUGCGUAAAGGAGCGGGGGAACCUGCGUGUCAAGCGCAAAUGCCGGAAGUUGUCCCGGGGCCACAGCUGCGAGGAAGCUUACGUGGAGAAGAAAGCCAAGAACAAUUUUAGAGACUUCAUUCCCAUCGUUCUCAGCAGCCGGACACGCAGCCAGUCAGGGACCACAGGGGUCUCUUCCAGCAUGUUAGGAGAAUGUGACGGAGCCGGGCAGGAAACGGUGCCGCUGUUAGAGGAGGCGAACGAAGCCCAGGAACUGUCCCCGAAGCAUCACCGGCUACGCAAGUCCCACCGCCUCUCGCCUCACUCCGGCUGCAAGGAGCGUUCUCGGUCGGAAAGGGGCCUCUUCCACCACCCCAUUAAGAAUCAGGGACUUCUUUGGCAAGGAGAGGCCAACCGGCCUCCGUGGAGCCGCAAGGAAGCCGACGAGGAGACCAGCCACGUCAAGAGGAAGAAAAGGAGGCGGCAGAAAAGCUGGAAGUACCAAAGCGGAGAAUAUCUGAUCGAAAGGGACAAAGGGGAACACUUGAGCUGCUGCCGCCAUAAGCGGAGGAAAUCCAAAGCAGACUUCCGGUACAGAAAGCACAAAAGCUCCGCUCUGGGCAAAGGCUCCGAGCUCUGCCUGAGGAGCCGGCUCUCUCCAUCCCUCCAAGGCCACCUGGACUUCCAGAAUGGGUUCCUCCUGGAUCACUCCGGCAUGGCUCCAAUUCAAGAAGGGCUGGAGAAACCUUCCGGGAAACGCAAAUGCAAAACCAAACACCUGUCGGGCAUCUGCGAAGAGGGGAAGGCCAAAUCCCGCUCUCCAAAGAAGUCCCGGGAGCCCAGCCCCUUUGGCAAAGUCCGGCAGCACAGCCUGGAAAGGACGCCCGAGACCUCCGCAAGUCCAGCCGUGCCCCCCGAAGCUCGACGUCUGAUUGUGAACAAGAACGCCGGGGAAACGUUGCUGCAGAGAGCGGCCCGGCUUGGGUAUAAGGACGUGGUGAUGUACUGCCUGCAGAAGCCAAACAACGACGUCAACCACCGAGACAACGCCGGGUACACGGCUCUGCACGAGGCCUGCGCCCGGGGCUGGGUCGACAUCCUGCAGACGCUGCUGGAACAUGGGGCCAACGUGAAUUGCAGUGCACAAGAAGGCACCAGGCCUGUACACGAUGCAGUCGCAAACGACAACCUGAAGAUUUUGUGGUUGCUCCUCUCCUACGGUGCUGACCCAACCCUGGCUACCUAUUCGGGGCAGACGGCCUUGAAGCUAGCCAACAGCGAUGUGAUGAAGAACUACCUGACUGAUCACCUCUUGGACCUGCAGGGACGACCUGACGGGGAUCCCCAAACUGCCUGGGAUUUUUACAGCAGCUCAGUACUAGGUGAGUAG
Molecule: messenger RNA, 4196 nt
Organism: Notechis scutatus (mainland tiger snake)
Lineage: Eukaryota; Metazoa; Chordata; Lepidosauria; Squamata; Elapidae
Source: RefSeq, a predicted model, not a curated record